AUGAUCAGGUUUAUCUUCUUCGUUCUUCUUUUUCACGCUUCUUAUGUCCAGUGUAAGUGAGAGAAAUAAAGAUUUUAGCUACUUAAAUGUAUUUUAGGUGCUCCAGACAGGUCAAAUGAAUCUAAAGAGAAGGGAUUUAGCUGGAAGUGUAUGGCUUGCCGAGGAGGCGUCGAAGUUCUCAGGUAAUCUGAUGGUUUAACUCUCCUUUUAUUGACAUUUCGAACUAUGAUUCCGACGUUUACUUAGAAGCUUAUUUCUGAAUUUAUAAAUUCAUAUUUUUCGUAACCAAGCAGAAUUCGAAUUGUCGUCGGGACGUUACAAAACACAUGCUUUGUGCCUAAAAUUAAAAAUCCCAAAUAUUUUUUUGUUUUUCUCAAGGGCAAAUUUUUGAAAGUCUAAGCUCAUACGGUACUUUCAGAUUCCUAUUUGAACGAAACAGCACCUCAGACAAGAUCAUAAGGGCCGCUGAAUAUUUUUGUAAAGAAUUUGCAAACCAGAAUACCCAAAUAUGCAAAGGAUUAACAUCCCAGUUCAGAGUGGGUGCAGUCCCUAUUGCCUUCAUGACUUUUGCAGGAACAAUUCCUUUACGUCCUGGAGCAGAUGGUCUUAUCUCCGAGACAAUUCUGUGGUCUAAUGCUCGAUGAAUGUGGAAUCCCCAACAAUCCAUUUGAUGGAAAUUGGACUCUAAACCUCCCUCCCAAACCAGAUAUCUUCAAGGAUCGACCAGCGAAACAAGCCGACCAAGAGAAUCGCCCCAUCUUCCGAGUAUUACAAGUCUCCGAUCUUCAUUUUGAUUUCGAAUAUGAGAAUGGGACAGAAGCCGAUUGUGGGAAGCCGGUCUGUUGUCAAGGGGCUCCAGUCCCAGUCCCUAAGAAAUCAGCGGGAUAUUGGGGGACACUGGCUGCUUGUGACAUUCCUUUAAGGACCGUGGAGAGCAUGUUUGCACAUAUUGCAGGGACUCAUAUGGUAUGUAACAACCUAUAUUACAAUUCACACUUGACUCAAAUAAAAUUUAUAUAGUGGAUCUACGUUUAGACAGACUCAGACAAGAAGAUUGAUUACAUUAUGUUGACUGGUGAUUACAUGCCUCACAAUGACUGGGUAUACAACAAGGACAGCCAUCUCUACGUCAUCUCCAAUCUCACCCAGCUCAUCAAUACUUACUUUCCCGACACUCCAGUCUUCUGGGGAGUAGGAAAUCAUGAAGGAGUCCCCGUGAAUUCCUUUGCUCCUCACACAAUGCCUUCUCGUUUCUGGCCGGACUGGAUUUACAAAGCGUUGACAGAUGCUGGAGAGAGAUGGAUUCCACCAGAGCAGAUCGCCUCGGCCAAUUUCAGAGGAUCUUUUAGUGUGAAAUUGACAGACAAACUGAAGUUAAUCAAUUUGAACACCAACUUCUGCGAGACAACUAAUUUGUAAGUUUUUUAUUCAAAUUUUGAGAUUCCCGCCAAAGCUUAAUGUUAAAAUUGAUUUUUAUUAAAAUGAUUUCAUUCCUUUUUCACACGAAUUUACGUAUUUGCGUUUAUUUAUUUAUAUUUAACUGGUGUUUAUGUAAGUAAAUAAACGUAAAUAUAUUUACUUAAAAGUAAAUCCGAGUUCCCUGUAUUGUAAACUAUUUUUAGUUUCCUUUAUCUGAAUCAAACAGAUCCAGAUAGUGCUUUGCAAUGGCUGAUCGAAGAAUUAAAAGAGGCCGAAGAACAAGGAGUUGUUGUUCAUAUUAUGGCUCACAUUCCCCCUGGAGAUGGGGAAUGUUUGGAAGGAUGGGCUCGAAAUUAUUAUAGAAUUGUCAACCGAUUCGAGUAUACCAUUCGCGCUCAGUUUUUCGGUCAUGUCCACACGGAUUCCUUCACGGUCUUCUAUGAGAACAUGAAUAACUUCCAUUCUCGUCCCACCAAUGUUCUUUAUUCAGCACCAAGUGUAACUACUUUUGAAUCUGUAAAUCCUGCGUAUCGGAUAUACGAAGUUGAUGGGAAUUACGAACACAGCACUUAUGUAAGGUCGUAUUCAAUGUAUGAAUCUGUAUUUUAGGAAAUUCUGGAUUAUAAAACUUACUUCUUGAAUCUGAGUAGACCUCAACCAUAUCCGAAUCCAGAGUGGGAGUUACUGUAUUCCGCCAAAGUAAGUUAUGGAGAAGACUGUUGUCAUUCCGUCAACCCUGAUUUCAGGCCGAAUACAAUCUUCCCGACCUGUCGGCUUCCAGUUGGAGUACCUUAGGCGAGAGAAUCCGAGGGGAUGACGUCUUGUACAAAAAGUUCUUAAAGUAUGUUGAGCCUUUAAAAUUAUACAAGUUUUACAGGAACUAUGCCCGCCGAGAUGACUAUCCUUGUGACGCCAAAUGUAGAGAUGAAUUGUUGUGUUCGUUAAGAAGAGGACACCACAAUGAGUCUGCCUUGUGUCCAGAAUCGACGCUGAUCAAGAGGACUUUCCCCUUCAUCGAUCGCUCCAACAUCGAGCCGUCCAUUUUGGAUCAAUUCACUCGAGAUGAGUUCAUUUCUGGAGCCAAGACAGCUCUCUGGAACAAAGUCGUGGGAUGGAUUGGAAAAUAA
Molecule: messenger RNA, 2546 nt
Organism: Bursaphelenchus xylophilus (pine wood nematode)
Lineage: Eukaryota; Metazoa; Nematoda; Chromadorea; Rhabditida; Aphelenchoididae
Source: the annotation of a GenBank genome assembly